Messenger RNA from Ictidomys tridecemlineatus (thirteen-lined ground squirrel), 967 nucleotides. The record is from RefSeq and is a predicted model, not a curated record. NCBI's taxonomy places the organism in Eukaryota, Metazoa, Chordata, Mammalia, Rodentia, Sciuridae.
CUCAUUUUAUGAGGACAUUCGAUCUUAAUUUAGAGACGAAAGCUUUUCUACUGAGAGAAGCAUGAGAACUGGAAAGAUACAGAAUUUCUCAGACAACCCUAGUCUGGUAAAUUUGCAGGUGACAACACUCCGGUUUCUAUAGGUGAGGUUGUAGGUCAGGUGUGUGGGUGUGUCUGUAAACCCACACCCCUUUUUAACCAGAAACAUCUAGAGCACACUUUCAACAAGAGCACUGGCUGGUUCAGCUUCUUCUGAGAGGUUCUCUGGAAGACAUCAUGUUACACUCAGCUUUGGCCCUGUGCCUCUUAUUUAUCACAGUUUCUUCCAGCCUUGCCCUUGUAAUCAGAAAGGAAAAGAGACCUCCACAGACCCUGUCAAGAGGAUGGGGCGAUGACAUCACUUGGGUACAAACUUAUGAAGAAGGUCUCUUCCAUGCUCAGAAAAGUAACAAGCCAUUGAUGGUUAUUCAUCACUUGGAAGACUGUCAAUACUGCCAAGGUAAUUUUAUUUCUGAGAUCCUAUUAUAUGUCCAAUAUGAAGUAGAAAACGUGACUGAUAAGAGCAUCAUUUCUUUCUUCUUCUGCUAGCAUGAGACCACUGACAAGAAUUUAUCACCUGAUGGGCAGUAUGUGCCUAGAAUCAUGUUUAUUGACCCUUCCUUAACAGUCAGAGCUGAUAUAACUGGAAGAUACUCUAACAGAUUGUAUACAUAUGAACCUCAGGAUUUACCAAUAUUGAUAGAAAACAUGAAAAGAGCAUUAAGACUUAUUCAAUCAGAGUUAUGAAGUAUGAUGGAAAAUGUCUUUAAUUCUGAGGUCAAAUACCAUGAAGAAAACAUCUGACUCACUGACAAAACCUAAAUGUGCAAAUAUAUGGAUUUUGUAAUGCUAUUUAGAUUUUUUAAAUGUGUUUUAAAUAUUCUUGUGACAAUAUAAUGAUAUUUCAAUAAAUGUUGCUAAGACAUGAA